Molecule: messenger RNA, 1425 nt
Organism: Hordeum vulgare subsp. vulgare (domesticated barley)
Lineage: Eukaryota; Viridiplantae; Streptophyta; Magnoliopsida; Poales; Poaceae
Product: zinc transporter 1
Exons: 2
Coding region: 148-1215 (355 amino acids)
Biological process (GO): zinc ion transmembrane transport
Cellular component (GO): membrane
Molecular function (GO): zinc ion transmembrane transporter activity
Source: RefSeq, a predicted model, not a curated record
UUUCCCCUAAUUAAUCAUGCUUCAACACAGGAUGAACUGAGGAGAUAACUACAUACUAUACGUACGUACUGGCCAAAUAUACCUAGAAACUCCUCUGCAUAUAGUAUAUCGUGCUGGUCUACAAGAAAUCAUCAUCACCAAUUCACCAUGCCGAAGAUGGCAAGGUCGACGGGGAGGACGUCCAAGCUCGUUUGCACCCUUCUUCUGCUGUCCCUGCUGCUUACCUGCCUGUUCCAGCAGGCGAGAGGCCAUGGCGGCAUCGACCACGGCGACGGCGAGGACGACGACAGCGGCCACGGCGACGGAGACGCCGCCGCCGUGGACCGGUCCGUGCUCCGUUCCAGGGGCCUGAUCGCCGUGAAGGUGUGGUGCCUGGUGAUCCUGCUGGUGUUCACCUUCCUGGGCGGCGUGUCCCCCUACUUCUACCGCUGGAACGAGGCCUUCCUGCUCCUCGGCACCCAGUUCGCCGCCGGUAUCUUCCUCGGCACGGCGCUCAUGCACUUCCUCGCCGGCUCCACCUCCACCUUCAACGCCCUCACCCACAGCCCCUACCCCUUCUCCUUCAUGCUCGCCUGCGCCGGCUUCCUCCUCACCAUGCUCAGCGACGUCGCCAUCGUCGCCGUGGCCAGCAGGCAGAGGGUCAACCGCGCGGCGCCCCUCCAAAAGGAGGCGGAGGAGGAGGGUGAGAUGGCAUCGUCGGCGGUGGCGGAGCAUCCGCACCCGAUGCUCAUGACGGCGACGUCGUCGUUCGAGGACGCCAUCCUCCUCAUCUUCGCGCUCUGCUUCCACUCCAUCUUCGAGGGGAUCGCCAUAGGCGUCUCAGCAACGAAGGGAGAGGCGUGGAGGAACCUAUGGACGAUCGGGCUCCACAAGAUCUUUGCGGCGGUUGCCAUGGGCAUCGCGCUCCUCCGGAUGAUCCCCAAGCGCCCGUUCCUCAUGACGGUGCUCUACUCACUGGCGUUCGCCGUGUCGAGCCCGGUCGGGGUAGGCAUUGGAAUCGCCAUUGACGCCACGGCGGAGGGCCGGGCGGCGGACUGGACAUACGCCAUCUCCAUGGGGAUCGCCACGGGGGUCUUCAUCUAUGUCGCCAUCAACCACCUCAUGGCCAAGGGGUACCACCCGCACCAACCAAACUACUUCGACAAGCCCAUCUUCAAGUUCUUCGGUGUGCUCACUGGCAUAGCUGUCAUGUCUGUCGUCAUGAUAUGGGACUGAUUUUAUCCAUCCGUUAAAUCAAGACGGUGCUUUGAUUUGAUUAUUCACAUGCACAGUGUGCUUAAUUUCAUUUGGGUAUUGGGUGGGGCAUUGUACACAUAACACUUAUCUGAUUUGAUUAUAAUUGGUACAUGUUUGGAUUGUUUCUGUGAAUGUGUGAUCAUUCGGAAAAUGAGAUGAUGAAUAAUAAGUUACAAUUGUUUUUGAUUA